GAGGGGAGGGGCUGGGCCACAGAAGGCCCUGGGGUGGUGCGAAGCAGCUGUGCUGACCUGGCUCUGUCUCUGCUCUGCAGGCUCCGUCCAGCAGGACGUGGCUGAGGUGUUUCUGCUUCUGCUCCAGCACCUGGGCCGGGAUGAAUUGCAGGAGGUGUUCCAGAGUGAGGUGGAGAAAAUCAUCCAGUGCUUGGUGUGCGGCCACGAGGAGCGCAUCCCAUCGGGAAGCAGGAUGCUGAUCCUGCCCCUGGCUUCCCACACCCAGCUCUGUGGCUUGGAGGGGGCUGGGCAGAAACCUGGCAAGCCAGCCAAUCCGGUGAGUGGAGUUUCCCAGGACACCGAGAUGCUGAGUUUCUCUCUAAUCCAGAAGUUUGAUGAUGAAGACAAUCGGUUCUUCUGUGAGCCCUGUCAUGCCAAGACUCCCGCCUCGGAGGAGACACGCUUCCUGCGGCUCCCGAAGGUCCUGAUUCUGCAAGUCAGGGAGCUGACGUUUGAAAAUGGGAGGUUUCACAAAAUUCAGAAGCCUAUCAACAUUGCCCAGGUGCUGAAACUGCACACCAGCCCCAGAGAACUGACAUUGCCUAAGUGUAAAGCUUCCCACAGUGGCACAAUCACCCCCAACCCGGAGCAGAGAGUCUACCACCUCUACGCCGUGUGCUGCCACUCGGGAGACUGCAGUGGGGGCCACUACACAGCUCUGGCCCAGCCCCCCGGCCAGGCGGAGUGGUUCCGCUUCAAUGACCAGCAGGUGCACUGUGUGGGGCCGGAAUUCCCUCUGCACCACACGUUCAGGUCUGAGACCCCGUACCUACUGCUGUAUCGCUGUCAGGAAACUGGAGACAGGUGUGUCCCUGUCUGGUCUCGUGGGUGGCAGGAGCCAGAGGCACCUGGGCCUGACAAUGGGGAUAUGAGAACCAUGACAGAUGUAGCUGUUCCAAAGGAGAAGGUGCCUUGUCCAGGAGUGGAGGGAGAGACUCUCAAGACAGACUCUGCCACAGUCUGCUGGGGAGGACACAGCCAGAGCCUCUCUCUUCUCCAGGACGACGAGCCCAUCUGCCACAGACAGAGUCCUGCCAAGAAGUGCAGGAGGGACGUGGAGCCUGGCCUUGGGAACAAGGGCAGAGCCUCAGAGCAUGUGGAUGAGGAGGGCCCUAAAGCGCCUCCACCAGGGGAGCAGGGGGAGGCCCGAGGCCUGCCCUGUGGCCCCCAGUGUAGCCCCGAAGAGGAACUCCCUGCCAUGGGAAUGAGGAGCUCGGCAGCUGAAGACCAAGCCCUGUCCCACCCUGCGCAGGGCCUAGCACAGCCCGGAAAGACACGCCUCAGGAGCAAAGAUGGAGGAGCAGGGGCUGCCAGAGAAGGAGUCCGGCUCCUCGGAGACAGAGAAGCGGAAGCCAUGGCCACCAGAGAAAGAGGAGUGGAGAUUGCCAAAGAAGGGGGCCAGCUCCUCAGAGACGGGGGAUUGGAGGCUGUGGCCUCCAGAGAAGGAGGAGGGGAGGCCGUGGCCACCAGAGAAGGAGGAGCAGAGGCCGUGGCCACCAGAGAAGGAAGAGGGGAGGCUGUGGCCACCAGAGAAGGAGGAGCAGAGGCCAUCGCCACCAGAGAAGGCUGCCCCUCAGAGAUGGAGGAAGGGAGGUGCCAGGCUUCAAGCAUCCUGCCUUGGUGAAGCAGCUGCCAUCUACGUCUCCAGCCCGAGCCUGACCUCGCUUCCUGGCCCCCACCACUGGCUCACCCCCAGCCCUAGCCACUUCCCCAGGUCUCUCCCCAGCACCCACUACCCUGCCAGCCUGGACGUUGC
Piliocolobus tephrosceles (Ugandan red Colobus) is the source of this 1795-nucleotide messenger RNA. Its product is annotated as inactive ubiquitin carboxyl-terminal hydrolase 17-like protein 7. Gene Ontology annotation, biological process: protein deubiquitination. The record is from RefSeq and is a predicted model, not a curated record. Gene Ontology annotation, molecular function: cysteine-type deubiquitinase activity. The coding region runs from base 233 to 1663 and encodes 476 amino acids. The transcript is spliced from 12 exons. Lineage: Eukaryota; Metazoa; Chordata; Mammalia; Primates; Cercopithecidae. Gene Ontology annotation, cellular component: cytosol; nucleus.